Molecule: messenger RNA, 1763 nt
Organism: Cricetulus griseus (Chinese hamster)
Lineage: Eukaryota; Metazoa; Chordata; Mammalia; Rodentia; Cricetidae
Source: RefSeq, a predicted model, not a curated record
CAGACCCCGCCCCCGCCCGAGCUCCGCCCCCGAGGCUGCGUGCCGCCAUCUUUGUUAGGGGCAGCGGGCCGGUCUCCGCGAUGCCGAAGUCGUGUGCGGCCCGGCAAUGCUGCAACCGCUACAGCAGCCGCAGGAAGCAGCUCACCUUCCACCGGUUUCCAUUCAGCCGCCCAGAACUGCUGAAGGAGUGGGUGCUCAACAUCGGCCGGGCCAACUUCAAGCCCAAGCAGCACACAGUCAUCUGCUCUGAGCACUUCAGACCCGAGUGCUUCAGCGCCUUCGGGAACCGCAAGAACCUCAAGCACAAUGCCGUGCCCACUGUGUUCGCUUUUCAGAACCCCACGCAGGUCUGUCCUGAGGUGGGGGCUGGUGGGGACAGCACACUGGAAGAGUCUGAGUCUCCAGACACUGAAGGCCCUGUGAAACAGGCCCUACCAGAGAGAACAGAAGCAAUGGAGGCCCCUGGCCCGCCAGCCAGCCCCACGGUGUUGAAAAGGCCCCUUCUGGGACAGCCGUCUGAUCACAGUUAUGCCCUUUUGGACUUGGAUACCCUGAAAAAGAAACUCUUCUUCACACUGAAGGAAAACAAGAGGCUCCGCAAGCGCCUGAGGGCCCAGAGGCUGCUGCUUAGAAGGACAUGUAGCCUCCUGCGAGCCUACAGAGAGGGACAGCGGGGACCACGGGCCAGACGGCCAGCACAGCGCAGCUGAGCCUGAGCAAGUUCUGGGAUGUGGGGAUGGUGGCAACACCCUGGCAGGAAGUGGUUUUCGGCUCUGCUGUGCACAUUCCCCACUAAUACUAAUGCUGCAGGGGGCCUUGGGACUGGCAGGAUGGGAUGCCAUGACAGGCAGUCGUCAGGGGAGGGACCCAAGUUCUGGGGAGUGAGAGGCACAAUCUCACAUCUCCUGGACUGAGGAUGGCAGCUGUGGGGCUGUCCUGCAACAGUGACCAAAUGUUAGGAGUUGUCACGGCCCUGUCAGAGAUGUCCCUGAGGGAGAGGUGGCCAUUCUUGCAGUUCACCUCCAGGAACAUGUUUAGCCCAUGGGUCCUUCUCACCUGUCCAGAAGAGCCAUUCUGAUGCCAGGGCAAGGGUCCACCACAUCAGCCUGUAUUUCUGAGUGACUCUUUCUGGCCUGGUUUGUAUAAAUGUAGACUAAAUUCUUUGAACUCUGUGUUUAGGUUUGCUGCUUAUACUCUUUCCCUGAUACAGGACAGAUAGGGCGUGACUACCACGACUACAAACUGACUAAAACAGACAGACAGAUGCGGGGUGGGGGUGCAGCCCUUUGCUGCUCUAUCAGAGGACGAGGUUCAGUUCCCAGCGCCCACACGAUGGCUCACCACCAUCUGAAACUCCAGUUCUAGGGGGCUUUUUUGCCCUCUUCUGAUCCCUGAGGGUACUAUGUAAACACGUGGUACAUAUAUGCAGGCAAAAUGCCCAGACACAUGAAGAUUUUGUGUUUUGUUUUUCGAGACAGGGUUUCUCUGUGUAGCUUUGGAGCCUAUCCUGGCACUCGAUCUGGAGACCAGGCUGGCCUCGAACUCACAGAGGUCCGCUUGCCUCUGCCUCCCAAGUGCCGGGAUUAAAGGCGUGCGCCACCAACGCCCAGCCCACACAUGAAGGUUUUAAGAAGUGAAAACAACAAAAGUACCGAGCAGAGGUACACACUUGUAACUCCAGCACUCAGGAGGCCCAGGCAGGAGAAUCACAAGUUCUGGACCACACAGCCAGACCAUGAUUAAAAAGCAAACAUAAGAUCUUA